Molecule: messenger RNA, 3639 nt
Organism: Amaranthus tricolor (Joseph's coat)
Lineage: Eukaryota; Viridiplantae; Streptophyta; Magnoliopsida; Caryophyllales; Amaranthaceae
Exons: 3
Coding region: 182-3193 (1003 amino acids)
Molecular function (GO): metal ion binding; protein binding
Source: RefSeq, a predicted model, not a curated record
AAAAACAAAAAAAAAAAAAAAAAAAAGAAAAAAAAAAAAGAAAGGGGCAAUGGCAGGCAGGGGUAAACGUAAGAGAAAUCCAUUAGUAUUGAAACUUUAGAUCUCCGAAAAUUGCAGACUGAUCAAUAUUUGUUGUUUGCUAGUCUAUCAUUUCUGCAUUAAUCUCUUCUUUGACAGAAAAAUGUUGGAGAAGAUAGGUUUACCUCUAAAACCCUUAUCACGAGGUCAUAAUUGGGUUGUUGAUGCUCCUCACUGUCAAUCUUGCUCUUCUCAGUUCACCUUUAUCAAUCGGAAGCAUCAUUGUCGAAGGUGUGGAGGAAUUUUUUGUAACAGUUGUUCUCAACACAGAAUGGUGUUGCGGGGACAAGGCGAAUCCCUGGUUCGUAUAUGUGAAGCUUGCAAGGAAUUAGAAGAGGCUUCUCGCCUUGAGCAGCGAUACGGAUAUAAGAAUCGAACUGGUAAAGGGUCCUCAAAAGCUGCAUCCAGGAGUGUGGAUGAAGUUCUCAAUGAUAUCUUGGUGACUGAUGGUAAAGAAUCUGCUCGUAUGGGAUCCGGUAAAGAAAUUGCUUGCCAAGAUGAGGGUGCAGACAUGUUUGGGUCUGUGUCUGAUGAAAAUAAUAAUGAGAUGGAUUCUUUUACUCCAGAGGAACUGCGCCAACAAGCUUUGGAUGAGAAGAACAAAUAUAAGAUCCUUAAGGAAGAAGGAAAAUUCGCAGAAUCUCUAAAAGCAUUUAAGAGAUCUAGGGAACUUGAACGACAAGCGGCUGCUCUGGAACUCCAAUUGAGGAAGAAUAGGAAAAAGGCUCUGGCUUCUAAAAGCUCGGCUGAGACACUGAAAGAUCAAGGCACAUCUCUUUAUUUAGGUACUAGAGACAAGUCCUUAAAGGUCAAGCAAAAUGAUGAUCUCACAGCAGAACUCAAAGAACUUGGAUGGUCUGAUAUGGAUAUCAAUGAUACAAGUAAAAAACCAGUUCCAACAAGCUUAGAAGGUGAACUUCUCAAUCUAAUCCAGGAUUCUGGUGAAAGUAGCCGCCGUAAAGUGUCUACAAGUUUAGACAAGACUGAAGUUUUUGCUUUGAAGAAACGGGCUCUCUUGCUUAAGCGUGAGGGAAAACUUGCUGAAGCCAAGGAAGAGCUAAAGAGAGCAAAAAUUUUUGAGAGGCAACUCGAGGAACAGGAAUUUUUGGCUGAUGCUGAGGACUCUGAUGAUGAGCUGUCUGCUUUGAUUCGUAGUUUGGAUAAUGAUGAGAAAAAAGAUUUUUCUGCUGGGUUUAGUUUGGAUUCUGCAUUUGACCUGGACAAUUUCUCUGCCUUUAGUAGUGAUCUUGGUGUUGAUGGAAAUUUUGAGGCUACAGAAGAAGAUCUGCAUGACCCAGAAAUGGCUGCUGCCUUGCAAUUGCUAGGUUGGACCGAGGAGCCUGAUCGUUUCGAGGACAUUGUAACUCAAUCCUCUCCUGUUAAUAGAGAAGUAUAUUCAGAUGAGAUCCUCAAAUUAAAGAAAGAAGCUGUAAAUCAGAAAAGAUCUGGAAACAUGGCAGAGGCAAUGUCUCUGCUUAAGAGAGCCAAAGCUCUAGAAAAGGACCUUGAAAAGUUUAAUGAAACGGAACCUAAAUCAGCUGGACCACAUUCUAGAACUUUUGACGUAGUGCCCAAUAUCGAAAGAAAAGCUCCAGUGAAGAGUAGAUAUAUUAUUCAGAAGGAGCUUCUUGCACUGAAAAAGAAAGCUCUUGCUUUACGAAGGGAAGGGAAACUGGAGGAGGCUAAUAAUGAACUCAUUAAAGGAAAAGCCCUUGAGCAGCAACUGGAGGAGAUGGAUAAUCCUUCUGGGGUUGUGGACACUUAUUCAAAUAGCGGGUAUGAAGUUUCAGAGCCAUUAAUUGAGCCCCUUGAUUUGUCUUCUACUCUUGCUCUCGAAGAUGAACAAGGAGAUGUCACAGAUCAAGAUCUGCAUGAUCCGGCAUAUCUUUCGCUUCUCAAGAACUUGGGCUGGCAGGAUGAAGAUGAUGUUAUUGGGACGAACUCUGCGGCGUCUAACGAAAACACUUCUAUUUCAGUUGUGAAGCGAAGAAGUAAAGCCGAGAUUCAAAGAGAUCUUUUAGGUUUGAAGAGGAAAGCUCUGGGUCUCAGACGUCAAGGACAGGAGACUGAGGCUGAUGAGGUGCUUCAAAAUGCGAAGAUAUUGGAGGAAGAGUUGGCUGAACUGGAAGCACCAAAGGUAGAGAUACCGGCUUUUAUCUCCGAAUCCAAGGUUGAAAUUGAAGCUGCAAUACCCGGAAAUCCACCUGAAAAUAUCGAGCUUGUGGAAAAAGGAACUCACCAAACACCUCUCAAGAGACCCGUAGAAGUCCAUGAUGCCUCGGAAAAACGUCAAUUGGUCCAGGUUCCUAUUCAUUCAGCUAACCUUUCUUCAGGUGUUUCUCCGGAUAACCAAAAAAGUCCAAUCCAACAAGAAAUUCUUUCUCACAAAAGGAAUGCACUUGCUUUGAAGAAAGAGGGAAAACUAGCGGAAGCCAAAGAGGAGCUUAGAAAAGCGAAGUUGUUGGAAAGAAAUUUGGAGGAGUCCACUGGUCCUGUAUUCGUGGAACCUUCAUCUGCCAUUGUGUCAUCGUCUGCCAGAGAGGAGGAUAGCCUGUCUACCAGUUCCACCUUACCCGAGGAGCAGGCUCCUAAUGCGAGCCCUUCAAAACCAUUGUCCAGCAGUGAACGUUUAAAAUUGCAGCGAGCAUGUCUUAAUCACAAACGGAAUGCUUUGAAGCUACGUAGAGAAGGUAAAACCAAAGAAGCAGAUACUGAACUUGAAUCGGCCAAGAAAAUUGAAUCAAAGCUCGAGGAAGCUAGUCCUGCUAACCAUGCUGCUACAUCAAGUGAUGUAGGAUCAACUGAUGAUGCAAUUGUUGAGGAUCUUUUUGACCCUCAGCUCAUAUCGGCCCUCAAGGCAAUCGGUUUGCAAGAUGAAGUUGUCCAUCAAACCCCAGUAAAGACAGAACAACCGAUAUCCAAGGUAGAGCAAACAACAUUUAUUGUAAGCAGGAAUGAGAAUUCCAAUCAAGAGAGAACUCGAUUAGAAGUGCAAAUCAAGGCUGAAAAAACGAAGGCCCUAACUCUGAAACGCUCUGGAAAGCAAGCAGAGGCGUUGGAUGCCCUUCGUCGAGCCAAACAAAUGGAAAAGAAGCUUAACUCACUGCCUUCAUAAUAAUAAUUAUGUUCAUGAUGGAUUUCACUUAUAUUCUUGAGAAUAAACAGCAUAAAAGUUUGCCUAAUUUUACGGAAACAUGUCAAUUCUACUUGAGUUGGAUGAAGACUAGUGUAAAGCUAAAUUGUUUUUAGGAUAUUAUCAAUGAUAACCCUGUGUUAUUGCACUCUAUCUUUGGUAUCCCGUGUUUUUCAUAAUUCCAAUGGUACUCCAAACUAUCUUGCUAAUUACAAACGUGAUACUUUUUAAGUUUUUUCCAUUAAGUGGCCGUUAAUUUUUAUAAAAAAUCAACCAUGGUUAGCUUCUUCUUCUUCCCUUUUUCCUCUUCUCUUUCUUCUCUCCUUCCAUAGCUGCUUCUUCAAGGUUUAUUACUUUCACAGCCCAUGCUCAAUUACCACUAUCGAAAUAAUUCCUAAUCUAAACUUCUAUUGUAAAUCAUCAUUCAU